AUGGUUGGUGAAAUCUUUGUUUGUCAAUCCACUCAAAUCUACUGUCAACCAAAACAUCUCCCCACAAAGACUCAAUUUACGUUGAAUAAACCAAAUAAUCACCAACCUCAUCUUCCAAAAUUUGAUAAUAAUAUUAAGAUCACAGAUAAUCAUCAUCAUCAACUUCAUAUCAUCAAAUCAAAAUCAAAUCCUCCAACUCCUAUCAAUUUACAAUUAAUCUUAUCUUAUUUCUAUAAUUAA
This is a messenger RNA of Heterostelium album PN500, 240 nucleotides long. RefSeq lists its product as uncharacterized. NCBI's taxonomy places the organism in Eukaryota, Evosea, Eumycetozoa, Acytosteliales, Acytosteliaceae. The record is from RefSeq and is a predicted model, not a curated record. The transcript has 3 exons. The coding region runs from base 1 to 240 and encodes 79 amino acids.